This is a messenger RNA of Adineta steineri, 282 nucleotides long. The record is from the annotation of a GenBank genome assembly. NCBI's taxonomy places the organism in Eukaryota, Metazoa, Rotifera, Eurotatoria, Adinetida, Adinetidae.
AUGGGUAAACGUGGUCGUAAACCAAUGAAAAGUGACACAAAUACACGAUUAGAAAAAAGUCGUGAAAGUGCUCGACAAUGUCGUCAUCGAAAAAAACUUCGUUAUGAAUAUUUAGAAGAACUUGUUAGUGAUAGAGAAAAAGCAAUUGUACAAUUACAACAAGAAUUAGAACGUCUACGAUCAAUUUCUAAACAAAUCGAUCAACAUGGUAUGACUAAUGAAAUACAUCAAGAGUUAAUACAAUGGAAAAAUGAUCCUGAUAUAACAAAUUUAAAUCACUAA